GGCGCCUUUUGCGACUGGGAAAUUAUGGCGGGAGUCCAUGUUUCUGGACCGGGGCCUCCCAGUCAUACCUCCCCAACCAAACUUGCUCUCCCUAGUACCUCCCGUAACCAGGCACGUGAUGCUGAGUCUCGCAAGGAGAAAAAGAUUGGACACAGACGUGUUACAGAAGAAGGAACUGUCACGUACAAGAAGAAACCUACAUCAGAACUUCAAGGAGCUAUUCAACUUGGCAUACAACAUCAUAUUGGUUCAUUACAGCAAAAGCCUGAUCGUGAUCUUUUAUACGGAGAUUUUAAUAUUAUCGAUACGGUUAAUUUUCCUCGUGAAGGCACGAAAACAACACAAGCCCAUCCAUAUUCAGAUUUCCGAUUUAGAAUUUAUGCUCCUGUGGCUUUUCGAUGUUUCCGAAAGUCAUAUAAAUUGGAUAUUCGUGAUUUCUUAAACUCUUUAUGUAGCCAAUCACUUCAAGAGCUUUCAAACCCCGGUGCAAGUGGUUCCAUUUUUUAUAUUAGUCAAGAUGAUGAAUUCAUCAUUAAAACUGUACAACAUAAAGAAGGUGAAUUUUUACAAAAAUUAUUACCAGAAUAUUUUAUGAAUUUAAUGCAACAUCCUCGUACUUUAUUACCGAAAUAUUACGGUCUUUAUUGUUAUCAGUCUGGACAUAAAAAUAUUCGAUUUGUUGUCAUGAAUAACCUACUACCUUCUUCCGUACGUAUUCAUGAAAAAUAUGAUUUAAAAGGAUCUACUUAUGGUCGCCAGGCCAGUGAUGCUGAACGCGCUAAAAGUUCACCAACUCUAAAAGAUCUCGAUUUUAUUGAGAAUCAUCCAGAUGGAAUCUGGUUAGAGGCAGAAACCUAUGAUGCUUUGCUCAAAACGAUAGAAAGGGAUUGUCUCGUACUCAAGUCUUUCAGAAUUAUGGACUACUCCCUUCUAUUAGGUAUACACAAUUUGGAUCAAGCUAAACGUGAACGACUCGCUCAAAAACAUGCAUCUGAAAAACAAUCUACUGUAAAUGAACAUGGUGAUGAGUCGUCUGACUUAUCUCCGAAUUCAAUCCCAAAAAUUAAAUCCAACGGAUUAGUAUCACAUAUUUCUAAUAAGAGUAAUGGAAAUAACACUGAUCGGUCUACUUCACCAUCAAAUGGUGUAGGUAUUGGUGGACUUAUAGGUGCUGUCAAUGAGAGCAGUAAUAAAACAUCACCAUCUUCUCCAAACGGUUCACAACUACCUACACGUCAUGCUCAUUUCACAUCUGGUGUUGAUGAUGAAAUAAAAACACCAAGUGAUCAUAUUACUAACAAUGAUGAAGAGGAUAAAUCGGUGUUUCAACGCGGCGUACAUAAAUCACAUUCACAGAAACGUGUUGUUGCUUAUUGUACUGCUAUGGAAUCCAUUAAAGCAAGCUCAGAACCGGUUGAAUUGGAAUCAGAAGAACGUGAACUUAUUCCAUCUGGAGGUAUUCCCGCACGUGAUACUAACGGUGAUCGAUUGUUGUUGUAUAUUGGUGUUAUUGAUAUUUUACAAAGUUAUCGAAUUUUAAAGAAAAUGGAACAUGGUUUCAAAUCUUUGGUAGCUGAUGGAAAAACUAUUUCUGUCACACAUCCGUUAUAUUAUGCUCAACGUUUUCAAGAGUUUAUUGGUCGUACAGUUUUCAAACGUAUACAGUCUCUUGAUGAACCGAAUGUUUUUGGACCGCAUACAUCACGAUUCAGGCGAUAUGUUCAUAUGGCUCAAGCAGCUGUUGCAUUAAAGCAAAGUACUUCCAAACGUCUUCAUCGUCCUAUGGCUGCUAUCAAAACUCUAGAUGAUACUAUUGAUUUGGCUGACAAAGGAACAACAUAUGAAAGUGUUAAAUCGACAGAUGUUUCACCUUUGUAUAGAUCAGAUCGAAACAGCUCAACUCAAGCGCUCAUCUACUAUACAUCGUUUAAUAACAUCAGCUUUACGAAAUACGAUGUGCGGUGCCCAUCCGAAGUCCAAAGUUGUAACGGUACAUACUCAAGAAAAAGCUCAUAUUCUAGUUCACCAUCAAAACAGCCUUAUGCGAUUAGAAGUAAAUUGGGAUCCAAUUCCUCCAACAUUACGCCAAUCACAAAAAUGCCGAACCGGUACCGUAGUACGGGCGAACUCAAUCGAAGGAUCUCCACUCCAGAAUCAUCAAUUUUUACCAUGUCGUCUGAAAAUGAUCAAGGACCAAUUACAGGAAAUAAUUACAGUAGAAGAUUUAAACCACAAUCCGGAUACAGAUCUACCGCUUUAAUAUCUUCAUUUAAUAAUAAUAAUAAUCAACGUAUCCUACAUUUGUACGAUAUAUUAGCAGCUGAUAUUGAACGUACACCUAGUCAGAUUAGUUUCAGUACAUCAAGUUCAAGUGAUAAAUAUUCAAAUAUUGCUGAUAAACACACUAAUGAUAGUCAGAAUAAUCUAUCAUCACCACUUAACAAAUCAUCUUAUUAUGACCAUAAUUUAUUACAAAUAGUCAAUAAUCAACCAAAAUCAUGUGGUAUUAUACAAAAUAGUCAUCAAAUAUCAUCGUAUCAAGUUGAUACUUCUCUUUUUAAUUCACAAGUACUUCCAUCAAACAUUGAUAAAAAUAAUAAUAGUGAUAAUAAUAAUACAUUAAAAAUAAGUGAUGAAUCGUCUGAUUUGAUAAACAAUAUUAAAAAGAGACAAUCUAAUCGACUCAGUCAGAUUGAUUGUGCUUCAUUAGAGAAAUUCAUGAAUGAUGCUUCUUCAACACUUUCCUCUCCCAUCUAUGAUCCUUAUGGGAUGGCAUUUAAAAUUCCUAGUUGGUCAUCAUCACCUUCUACAACUGCAUAUCACCGUAAUCAUCACCAACCAUAUAAUCGUCGUCGUCCUCUACCAGCCCUAAUUACUGAUAAACAGCAAGAUUGUCCAGUUCCUUCUUCACGUAGUUCUAUCAAAUCAUCUGGAAGUAUAUCACGACCUGUCCCGAUACUUAGUGAAUCAUUUAUAAGAAAGCGUCAAUGUCGAAAAGUGAAUUAAAAAUCUCCAAACAGAAUAAUAGAAUCUAAACAAAAUGUACUUGUACAUAGUAUAUAAUUCUUUUUUUAAAAACAACAAGCAGAAAUGAUCUAUUUUGUACGAUACCAUAAGCCAACAUCUACGAAUCAAUUGUAUUUACGACCAUUACUAUUUUUCUAAUUCUCAAGUACACUUAGCAUAUAACUAUACAUAUAGUAUAAUUAAGUACUCUCGGUGAGCUCUCAAGCACUAAUGUUUAUAAGUUAUUCUGUGUGUAUGGCUUAAUAAUUGCGUUAUCUUUCAUCAUCCCCUUUUCAACACUAUAUUUCAUAAUGUGUACUCACUCACUCAUUUACAUGGAAUUACUCACCACUAUGUGUUGUUGAAUUAAAUGAUCUUUUAUUUUCUGUUCACUAAUUUCUACAUCCUCAACUAUUAUUGUUUAUUGAGAUUGCAUGGUUUGCAUAGAGUGUAUUAUUAAUAUAGUUUUUUUUAUUAUUGUUUGAUUAAUAUUGGUGACAGAUAUUUGAUAAAUAACCAGCGCUUGAGUAUUAUGACCUACACACUGGGUCUUCUAGUUUUUAUUUUUACGAAAAAACAUUGUUUGGAUCCUGCGUCUAAUCGAACUAAUUAAAGCUUUUUCUGUUUGCAUAUAACUACCUCUCUUAUCAGAUAAUAGCCUUAAUGAAUCUGUUAGUUUGAUAUUUUAAUAUCUCCUAUAUAUUCAAAAUAUAAAUGCGCGUAGUCGGCUUUAAGUUUCGCUAUUCGUAUAUAUAUGUGUGUAUGUGUAUAGAAAUUCGUGUCUCAUACCGCCGCUCAAACCAAAGUAGAUAGAACUAACUAAGUACCUACAUAAUGGUUGAAACUCUGGCAACUUUAACCACUUUUCUGUUUCGCUUUAGCGUAAUAAUAAUAAUGAAUUUAAUUUGUGUACAUACAAUAUGAGUCAGUCAUAGUCCCUAUAAAAGUCAGUAGUAACAUCUUAGACUAUGAAGCUGAGUGAACUGAAUUAAAAUUGCACUAUGAGCUUUACUUCCAUGAAUAAUUAAAUGAUAUAAUUAAACGAAUAGUGUAAAACAAUAACUUUUAAAGCUACCUUACAAAUAAUUAUUCUUUACAUUUUUAUUUCAUAAUUGAUAAACACAUAGACUAUUGUAUUUUUAUAUUCUUGUAGUUCUGAGCUUUUAUUUGAUCUAUAAAUCACUACCAUGUCUUAUUUUUUUUCUAAUUUAUCAUCAAUUAAUUGUUUUCCAAUUACUCUGAUUGUAUAUCACUUUAUAACUAAGUUGCGUAUGCUUAGUAAUUUCCCCAUUGUUGGUGUACUGUCAGACAUUUCAAGUAUGUUAUUUGUAUGAGUUUCCAGCCAUUAUUGAAUUGAGUACAACAGAGGACUGAUCUGGUUUUAUCUUCGUCUUCUGAUCGGACACUGUGUUAUAAAGGUGCUCAAGAGCCAAUAAGCGUUAAUGUCUUACUUUUUAUUUAUUGGUCUAUAUAUCAGUUGAUAAAUAGGUCAUCUGUCCUACUACCAGUACAGGUAGAUGAACUAAUCGAUAGUUAGACUGGAGAGAAAUCGAACAACUAAUUUCCUGUUAUUACGGCCCGAUCACACGGAAUCUAGUACAAGCAAAUCUGUUUUUAUCCUGCGUAACCUUAAUCGUGGAGUGUAUUCUGCCAACUAUCUCCAGUCACCUUACAUACAAAUAGAGUAAAUAAUUUCAAUCACAAAUUGACAAACCAAAAUUAUUAGCUACACUAAUGCAUAGAUUAUGUUUCGGAUCCGGUGACCAGUGUUAAAGCAUCUUAACUGAUCAUAAUAUUUACACGAAUAUUCGUCAAGAUUAGAACCAAUAGUUUGACAGAAAUUGGGCGCCGAGUAAAGAGAAUUUUGCGGAAAAUUAGAAAGUAGUUUCAUCGAUCUAGUUUUAUCUAAUCAGCUGAUCUAAUCAAUCUACUCAAAAUAAAUUACCUUGUUAAAUUUAGAAAGUAAGAAAAUUGGUUAUUUUGAAGAUUGAUUUUAUCGACUAUUUAAUGUAAAUAUUUGUUAAACUCACUUUAUGUAUGAUAAUAUUACAAGCAUCAUUGAAAUCUAAAUAAACUGAUUUAUCGUGCUAAAAAGACUUAUUGGUCUAUUGAAUGUUACCAGUUGGUCAUCAAUAAAUUCUGGUGACUCUGAUGCACGGAAACGUCAGUCUGUACAUUACUCAAGUUAUAAUGGAGUUACUCAUUUACAAUAUGAAAAUGCAUUAUAGUUGUUGAACAUAAUUCUAUGUCCUAAAAAGAAAUGAUGUAAACAGUUGUUCAAUCCACUGUAUUUGUAAGGUUUUGUAUUUCCGUAUUGUUUAUAUUCUGUAUUGCUACUGAUCAGUUUCUUUUAAAAUAUGUACAUGCUGGUCGAAUUACUUCGAUAUUAUUACUUAGUUGUGAGUUUUAUUGAAGUUAUAUUCAUGCUGACGAUGGAAUCCAAGGCUCCCGUUUCCUUCUGUUCAGGACUUGUUAGCUGGAUGUAGGUGCACCUCAGUGUUGAUGUCUACAUUAAGAUAUGUACCCCAAUACCUGUCGCUUGAUACACCUACAAGUCAUUCAGUAAGCUACUGACUUCAAAUAGCCAUGGACUUUUGUAGUAAGCGUAAAUUUUGUUCGUAAGCGUUUCUAUUUUCAUUUAUGUUAAGGAUUCAAAUGCCAACCGCUAGCCAAUUUUAAUUAAUCCGCUUUCUAAUCGUUUGCUGUUGUUGUUAUGAUUAGAUUAUGAUUACUAUCAUUUUGACUACAGUAGUUCUGCUUUUAUUGUUUUCAUUUGCUUUAUUGGAACAUGGAAUGAUACACUGUAUGUUAUAUCAUUGCUAUUAUCUGUCCAGCCAUUUAUUUCAUUUGUAAGUACUUUAAUAUUCCUUAUUAUUAGUCAAUGUGUUAAAGACUACUGGGAUUGAUCUCCCUCACUAUUGAGAAGAGUCAAACACUUAUAAAUCUUACUCCAGAAUUAUACUCUAGAUUUGGCUCUUAAUUUAUAUUACGAUAAUAUUUUAAUUUGCUAGUUAUCCAGAUUUUUUAAAUCACACACAUACAAAUACACCUAAAUGAGCCUGUUAUUACUUGUGUAGUUUAAGCGAUUUGUUAGGCUUUGAUGUUAUGCUGCAUCAUUGGUGCCUAUCCCGGAUUAAAGUAGCAGAUAAUUUGCCUUAUUUCAAACAAAUAAGACAUACUAUUGUUAUAAAACAUACAAAUAAUUUCUUUCGCUUCUCAACUCUGUCCCAUAUAAUUGAUUUCUAUGUUUUAGUGAAACUACAUCACAGUGAUUAGCUGUAUGCAUUCGCAUUAAAUUCUAUUCUAUGGUUCACUUAGUUUAUUACUGAUUGUUCCUCGGUGAGCGUCUCUGAAUUUCAACUCAGCACUCUUAUAAAUAAAAAUAAUGUAUUUAUAAUAUCCCAAUGAGUAGAAAAUUGGAUUUCCUGACGUUUCGUGACUUAGUGUAAGUCACUUCUUCAGAGAAUAAAUAACCAAAUUAAGAUUAAUCCAAGUUUAAAUAGUACAACGGAACAAUGCAAUAAUUACUUCAGACUUAUUUUUUUUUAUACAAAAAGAAUAAACUUCUAUUGGUUAGUAUUUUGAUUAGUAUAUUUUUACCAAACUAGUAACAUCAUUCACUGGUUGUAAUACUAGAGAACAGUGAUUAGAUGUUUUAUCCAUCAUUAUUUAAAAUUUUCCAUGUAGAAUCUACCACUUUCUAACCAUAUACUUGUAAAUAUGAAUUAUUAAUAAUGAAAAUUAUUCAUUCUAGUUUUUUUUUGUCUUAAAACAACCAUAAUGUGUUGGUCCUACGUUGUAGCUGACUGACUGACUGUUUUAUAUUACUGACAUAUGUUAUUGUUAGUUUAUCUGCUUGUUUAUUUUUCUCGUGUAUAAACUUUGCACAAAGUAUUGUAAUAAUACUGUAAACAGCGUAAAAUAUAUGAUUUUUCUUUAUGGGUUUAUUAUUUAAUUAGUUGAAUGAUAGUAUCCUUGUUAAAACCUUUAGCUUUCAUUCCUGUCAUAUUACUCUAUCUCUCUCUCUCUACUUCUAUCUGCUUUUGCUAUAGGUAUUAUCAUGAUAUUUUCCAAUCGACAUUAGUCGCUCACACUCUAAGUCAUUGAAAUCUGUAGUUGUAACACGGUAGACUAAUGUUGUAGGUAUUGUUUCAUUCUCUGAGUUAGUAGGUGUAGAGUACCUGGUUGGGGACCGCGAAAUGAUAGCAACCGAUGGUUAGAGAUCCUGAAUGACAUGGCUCAAAAUCGUUCGUAAUGGCGCAGGUGAAUCAACUCUUUGUCUUCUCCCAAAUUCUAAUCUUCAUGUCCCUUCUUUCUCUUUCCAAAUUUAUUUCACUGGAUUAUACUCCUUGAAUAACAUCUUCAAACUCUAAUCUAUCCGAUUGCUGCUUAUACUCUUACCGCCUCUACCACUAAGGGAUUUGAAUCAACCACUGCAUCUCUGUGCUAAUAUGGUGUGGCAACUCGAACUGAUGUACGUACGUACGAAGUUCUACAUUGUUACUGCCUGACUGAUUCUCUGAGUUUGGCAGUUUUGUCAUGAAGAUGCACUAGAGACUCGAUAAAGACAUCAUACAUAUAUCCUUACUAGUCUACAAAACUGUAUUUGAUUGUCCUAAUUAAUUUGAAUAUGUAUAUUUGUUAAAUUUCUUUUUGAUAGAUUUACGUUCUCUAAACUAGUUGAUUGAAUAAGUCAUUAUUACUCUGAACAUAAACAUCACCAGAACAAACCUGACACCAUAUUUAUUUUGAUUACUUUUAACUAUACAAUCACUGAUAGGGAAAGUUUUGACAAUAACCAAUCAUAUUUAAUGUUAACCAUGGUAUAGGUUAGUUAUAGAUGCAGGGAUUUUAUUAACUCACUUUUAUAAUACGUUUGUGCUGAUUGAAGUUGUCUAGAAAGAUAAUGAAAGCUUCGCUGUUAAACUAAUCAAGUUCUGAGGACGUAACUCUUCUGAAAUAAUUCUUUUGAUCUACAACUCCCCAUCUCAAAAAUGAAAUUUAAGUACUUCAACUCGACAUUAUAUCCCCUUUUUGUACCCACAUUUCAGAUGUCUUGAUUGUAUACACAAUAUAACAUAAUGGUGUUAGGCUAUGUACGCUCUGGUGUGUGUGUGUGUGUUCAUUCACUAUUGAUUUUAGUGUGCUCUAACAUCCCAUUGAUUUUCUCUUUUCUUAUUUAAACUUAUGUGUAAAAAUAAUUGUUUCUUUCUCUACUUUCCAGAUACUCGUCGUUACUAACCAAUAAAGAUCUAUCCGCUUUCCCCAAACUUAUCUCAUAAAAGCGAUCAGUUUAAUGUUAUUUAUGCAUAAAUAUAUAUAUUCACUGUUUGUUUUGCCAUACCGUAUUGCGUUUACAUCAUAUUGUUUGUCGAUUUUCUCAAUGUUUGCCUCGUUGUUAUUCAUAUUCAAGAGUAUAAAUAUUAUAUUAUUUGAUACAAUUAUUCUAACAAUAAUAUUGUAAACAAUUACACACCAUAUAGUUUAUUCAAAUCGUUGUUGUAUAUACAUGGAUAUACACAUAUUUAUUCUUUACUAUGCGACAUAUCUUUCGAUACCUAUAUGUAUACAUGAUAGAAAUCCUGUCUUUGUUUUUCAACUUGGAAUUACUUGUUUUUUUUUCUUUUCGUUUUUCAAUGUUAACAAUUGAAUAUUUAAUUUGUACAUUCCAGUUCAGUCUAAAUCUUCAUCCCUUUGUUCUAAUUGUCUUUAUACUUUUUCUUCAAUGGUUUGUGAAAGAUUUGCAAUUUUCGAUUGUUUUUUUUUUCGUUGUUUCAUUUAGUGAAUAUGAUAGUAUGAAUAAAAUUAUUGUCACUGCCGUAUAUUAUUCUACACUAAUCGUAAUCAUGUCGUUUUUCAGAAAUUCACUGUACAAGUCAUUAAAAUGUGAAUUUUGAUCCUUCUUUUUCUCCUUAUUUUCAAUAAUAAUUGAUAAAUAGUAACUAAUACAAAUUGAUUCCUAUUGUUAAUUCAUUCAUAAAUAGUAUACAAGUCAACUGAUGGAUAUAGCUCUCUCAUGGAAAAGUAUGGAUAAUAAUCCCUUCUUAACAUUCCCUAGAAUACCUGUUGUACUCAUUUCUUGAUAUCUUUCUAUAUUAGUCACAUAUAGGCUUUUAAAAUGAUGUUUUCAUUUGAUCAUUGAAUAGUUCUAUCCAUGUAUGUUUAUGUGUUUUGUUCCUCAACGAGUGUACUCUUUUCUUUUCAUCUUACCAUUUAGAACGUCAACUUUCCAGUGUAUAGUUAGUUGUCGAGUGUGUAAACGUUUGUUUUUGUAUAGUAAUAGUGUUAUGCAAUAAUUCAUUCAAGCAGUGUUUACUUCACUUGUAUUUCGUCUGUCGUAUACCUUCACAUUUAUUUAUUGAAAUGUUUUUCCUGUUACAUUUAUAUUUUUCUUAAGUGAAUUCUACUACUGGUGAUUAUACUGCUGAUUUUUUUCUUUUAAUGUUUGUUUUUUGUUGUUUGUCCAAUCCUCGUCGAACAUGUUCACACAUGAAUAAUUAACUUUUUCACUCUACCUAUUUAUGUUCAUGAUCAACAUCAUUCUAGUUUAUGUUAAAUGAUUUAUGUUAAUAAUGAUGAUGAUGGCAUUUUUAGUUUUGUUCUCUCUCGCGCUCUCUAUUAUUCUCAUCAUUAUUACCGUUGGUAGUCAUGAACAAUGAUGACAACAAUGUAAUAACAGUCUAAUUAUCAUACGCACAUGUUAUUUCUUCUGUGUUCUUGAAUCUGUAUUUUGUCAAAUUUGUAUGUUUGUUGCAGCGUUUUGUUCUAUUUUCUUCAUUGUUUUCGGUGGUUUAUAUUACCAUGUGAUGAUUGUACAUAUUUGUUUUGUGUCUGGCAGUCAGUGAUAUAAUUUAUUCCAUUGAUUCAUUUAUACCUGCUUAUUUACAUACAAAUGAUUACUACUUACUAGUAUCGAGUAGUAUCUUCUCUUUUGAUCAAUAGUUUUUCAUGCUUUACUAUUAUCUCUGGAAAAAUUUUCUAACGCAUACUUUUGUCACAUAUAUCACUACUACUAAUCUUGGAAGAUCUUAUCGCUAUCCUCCUUUUUUCGUUAUUUUCCAUCUCAUGUUUAAAAAAGUCUAGAACAGUUUCAUAGUAUUGAAAAUUUAAUCCUCCUCACUACUACCUUUCAGACAUGCAAUCGAAACAAUUUUAUUUCCGUUUAUCUUCACUUAUUCUUAUUAUGUUUUGCUCGACAAAAAAAUCUCAUUCAUUUAUCUGCAGAGUAUUGAAUAUUUAAAAAUUUAACUUAUCAUUGUUAUAAUUAAUCACUGUUAUUCUUAUUUGCCUGAUAUUUAACGAAAAGAUAUGUUUAUCAUAUAUA
Messenger RNA from Schistosoma guineensis, 10330 nucleotides. Lineage: Eukaryota; Metazoa; Platyhelminthes; Trematoda; Strigeidida; Schistosomatidae. The record is from the annotation of a GenBank genome assembly.